AUUCGAACCCUAAAAUGGAGCGAUGCACGACGAACAUGUCAGAUGCUUGGAGGAGACCUCGCCAUAAUAAAAUCAGCGGAUGAGGAUAACUUCAUAUUCACCUUAUUCAAGAAACAGAAAACCAUCACCGAUGGGGGUGUGUGGCUUGGUUUUGUCCGCAAGGCGGACAACAAGUUCUACUGGAUUGAUGACACUCCACUGGCAAAAGGUUACACGGCUUGGGCACGCGGCGAACCAAACAAGGUGAUCGAAAAGUGUGGAAACAUGUUUGGCUCGCCACACCGCUAUGGAGGCAAGUGGAACGACAUACCUUGCGAUCUCGAUCCGGCAAAGCAUUGGAGGUACGCUCCAGUUAUCCUUUGCAAGAAAAAGCAAAUUGGGUGACUUGCGUCCCUUGAGUCAAAUAUAGUAGAGCACUUUGCUGUAAUGCCAUUAAAUAACCUAAAUAACACGACAUAAAUCAAAACUAAGAAACGAUUUUGGGCAAGGAUGGGUUGCGCACUUCUUGUAGUAAGAAUUGUUUGUCAAAUGAAGCUGAUCUAGAUUGAAAAUAGUUUAAUUAAAAUCAAAAAUAAAAUGGCGGUUACACUAAAAAAAUGCUGUCCUUUCGUUUAUGCUCUUUACUUGCUACUUUAACUAGAUCGGGUGUCUUUCUGUUGAGGGUACAUAACUAUUUCUGGACAUAGAAGGAUAAUAGCGAUCUCAGGCUAGCGGCACUACGAAAACAUGAUUAUCAACACGAGUUGCCUACUACAAUAAGCGCCCAGAAAAUUAAUAAAAAUAUAAUAAUAAACGAAAAAAAAGCUUUCUUGUUUUAACACAAAAACGUUUUGAUAGUUUGACCACCUCAGUGCUACGAAUCAAACUUGAGAAAAGAGUAAGUAAUGUAUAGGCCUAGUGUCCUUCUGUUUUUUUUUAUUAUUAUAUUUUGUUUUUGUUUGUUUUGUAGGAAGCCUUUUAAUUAGCCUGAAUUUCAUCCGAUUACUUCGAGUCGUUAUUAGCUCCCUCAGUGACGUCUGAAUCGACCGGCCGUCAGUGCCGUCACUACUACUUUGCUUUAAUUCAUACAAAAAGUAAAGCACGAUUUUCAAGUGGCAAACGAAGAAAUAUCGUGUGGAAAUGUCUACAGGAUACAGAAUUGCUUUUCUCUUUUCGAUCGUAAUUCACGUUAAACGUUCAAACUAUCAACUGCAUGCAGUAGUGAAUAACUCUGAACCUAUUGUAAUUCAAUAAUCAAACUCGGUCGCAAUCACGCAAAGAAAUAAAUACACAUCUCUCAAUUUAAGAAAACGUUUUCUUAUUUCACGAUAAUUUAAAACAAAUCAUAGGAUAAGAACUCUUUUUUCUGUAAUUUAAACAGGUAGAUUUGAAUUUAGGAGAACAAAAUCUUAUUCUGUGAUUAGUUUUAAAUUUUUUCUUAAAAUAAGAAAUCUCCAUUUUAGGGUAACAUACGGAACACUUAGUUCAAAAACACAACAAUUUCCUUUAAUUGAAAAGAAGCUAUUUGGUCCUUAACAAAGAAAAAAGAAAACAAUGAAACAAGAAAGGAAAGCUAACAGAAUCAUUACACUUGACGGUGAAAAUAGCAAGAAGCUCGAAUUAUAAUAUUGACCUCAUAAAACUUCGCAUAAACAAAAUCACUGCGAAAACCACAAAGCGUCUCUAAAUGAAAAACCAACCGACUUAACAUUGAACAGGAUAAAAUACACAAAGCCUCGUUAAUCAAGCAAGAAACUGAAUGAAUUGAAUGAUUUUGCUGCUUUUCCUAACUCCUUGUAUUUUGGAGUAAUUCUCAUAGGGGGCAGUCUAUUAGACGGGAGUGUUUAUUAGAGAAGGGCGUCUAAUAAAAUUUUAACAGCGUAGAGGGCGUGUUUAUUAGAUAAGAGGCGUUUAUUUGGGAGUGGGCGUCAAUUUUACGGUACAGAGAAGACCUCGUUCCCAGGGUCCUUUCACCGAGAGCUAGUAACUAGUGAUUGACAUAACGAACGUACAUUCAAGGCCUGUGUGCAGGUGUUUUCCGGGGGGGGAGGGGGAUUGGAGAGCACUCUAAUCCCAUUAGAUUUUCCUGCAUGAAGUUUUUCUCCCCCUCCCCUCUCAUUUCUCCCAACCAAAUCUGCCUCUACUUUUAAAAACUGAGCGCUUGGGCGCCCGAAAACAUACACCAACACUGCAAGCUACAAUGCGCUCAUCUCGGCUUUCAUCUCAUAAAGGUCUCCUCCGCCUUUUUGUCACUUCAAUGGCGAGUGGUAAGGCCCCUGGGAUUGAUAAAAUCCCAAUCCAUGUGAUCAAAGAUUGUUUGCCUGCUAUCUUGCCAUCGUUAACGUCUAUUAUUAAUGCUACCUUUGAGUUUGACACCUUCCCUUUGGCCUGGAAAACAGCUGAAGUGACACCGAUACUCAAGGCUGGAGACCACGAUAUUCCAAACAAUAAUAGACCGAUUUCAUUACUCCCUGUCCUUUCUAAAGUCUGUGAACGUGUCGCUCACAAUCAACUUACGUCAUAUCUACUUUCGAGAGGCCGUUUAUCAUCCAAACAAAGCGGAAAUAAACAGUGGCAUUCAACGGAAACAUCUGUCAUUCAAACAACUGACGAAAUCCUAAAUGCCAUUGACAAAAAGAAACUGACUGCAGUUGUCCUUCUUGAUCUAAGCAAAGCUUUCGACAGUAUUGACCAUCAAAUACUCCUCGCUAAGUUACAGGACAUUGGUGCGUCCAGACCUGCGAUAAAAUGGCUCGGAAGCUAUUUAACCUCGCGAUACCAAUUUGUGCGAAUAAAUACAACUCUGUCGACCAAACUACCUGUUAGCUCUGGCGUUCCACAAGGGAGCAUCCUUGGCCCAUUACUCUUUAACAUCUACGUUAAUGAUCUCCCUUCUGUGCCAGAAAAUUGUACAUCGCAGUGUUACGUCGACGAUACCAAACUUCUCAUGUCAUUUCAACUCCGCGAUCAGCACGAAACGAUAGAAAAAAUGAACAAGGACUUGUUAAGCAUUAGGAAUUGGUGCUUUGAUAAUCAGCUUUUACUCAACCCAGAUAAAACAAAACUAGUGAUAUUCGGCAGCCGGCAAAUGACUGCUAAGGUUAGCGAAUUUAGGCUAUUUCUAUUGGGGAAGGAACUCGAGCCCGUUAAGGCUGCAAGAGACCUUGGUGUCACACUGGACUCUAACUUAACAUAUAAUGAGCAUAUUGUUUCUACUGUAUCCUCAUGCAUGUCACGUUUGGGCCAAAUUAACCGCGUUAAGCAUAUUUUUAAUAAACACGCGCUAAUUAUUAUUAUAAAUGCCUUAGUAUUUAGUAAAUUAUUCUAUUGCUCUUCUGUUUGGAGCAAUACUACUCAAACUAAUCUGGACAAGCUCCAAGCAGUACAGAAUUUCGCUUGUCGUAUUUUGAGCGGCGCUAAAAAAUUCGAUCACAUAACUCCUUUGCUGAAAGACUUGCGCUGGCUACCAAUCAGGCAACAACUUUAUUUUCGUUUUGCUGUUCUGGUUUUUAAGUGCAUGACGAGUUGUGCUCCGGAGUAUUUGAUAUCAAAGCUCGUUGGAAGAUCCGCCGUCUCGACAAGGAACACGAGAAAUUCUCAACUUUUGAACAUACCACUCUUCCGCACUGCCAGCGGCCAAAGGACCUUUCAAUAUAGAGCAACCUCUCUCUGGAAUGAGUUGCAGCCUGCGCUCAAACUUAGCCCAUCCGUGACGGAAUUCAAGUGUUCACUCAGGCAAAAGCUUCUUAAUGACUGCUUUAUUUAAUUAAUUUAAUUAAUUUUAUUGACCUUUGUCUUCUUUUAUCAUUGUUAUAUUCUUAUUGUCAUGUACUUGGUUUAUAAUUUUGUAAUGUAAAAUUGACUCUGAAAAGCCCCGUGGGGACGAGCCAAUAAAGUAUGUAUGUAUGUAUGCCUGCGUGGGUCUCUUUGGGUUCUCUGCCGCCUUUCGAAUUAACACUCAAGUCUCACUGGACCCCUAUAUUAGUUCUGGUUAGUUCAGUUCCUAAGAUUUCUUUGGGGAUCUACUUCAAGCGUUUGAAACUGUUCGACUGGUUUGACAACUUGGGAACACAUCAUCUCAAACCGGCUCCUGAGCGUUCAGACAAUUACUACGCAAAAAUCUCUUACAGUCGAAACAGCGCCCUUUUUACUUGCAAAGUCCGCAACUGAUCUCACCACUAUCGCCACUUUGUUGAACAGCGAGAAGACUGAGUAAGCUAUUGUGAAGAAAACUGGUCGUUAACCGAUCGAAUCUGUUUCCUUCAUGCAGGAAUCACAAUUUGUGGAAGAUAGGGUUAACUCUGAGUGGUAAGAGCUAGAGAUCAUCCCGGAACUUCCCAGUCAGCUUCAGCCAUUGUCAGCCUAGUCCCAAGGCGUUCUCUCUUGCCCCGUUGUCGAGCCGAGAACGCCUGGGAACUAGGCUGAGCCAUUGUAUAACCGGGGAAUCAGGGAACCACAAAAGGCAAACUAAGUAAAGAACCUCCGGGCUAGAUGUACUGUUGUUCUUUCGACUCAUUUAUAAGGUCUGAUAAUCGGAUAGAGGCAGUUCGCGGGUGAUUAUGGUCGACUAUAGCGGCAAAGAGACCAUGGAGGGCACAUAUAAAUGUAAAACCGCGUAACACCUAAGAUAUAGAUGGUGGAACAGGGAAUAUGAGUAUAUAUUUUAAAAACUAGAAUCUCAACCGACAAUGAGCGUAAGCUAUAGUACAAGGAAUCAGUGAGAGUUAAUUUUCGCUUGCACCAUUUGCGAUAUACAAAGGGCCACACUCCACAACAUUAUUGGUAUCAUAAUGCAGUCCGCAAUUCUUGCUUAUCCGUGGCCAUUUUAAGGUAUUUCUCACUAAGCUGCAGCACAACGUUAUAAGGUGAAGGAAGCUUGCAAAUUGAGAUCGUCAAGUUCAUUUUAUUCAAAAAGUAGCUCAUUUCUUUAAAAUAUUUACAAAAAAUUUUACAGAAUUGAAGUAGUCUCACUAAAGUCUUUAUCAUUAUCACUUACAAUUCUCGUGACAAAAGAGCUAAUUAAUUCUAUUUCUCUUUGAUUUAGUGAACUAAAUAAUUUUUUUUUCAGUUCCCCAUUAUUUUUUACGUAUAAAUAAAUUAACAUUUUAGCAUUCUGUCAGGAAAUAUCUUUAAUUUAAAAUAUUUAAAUAUUCAAGUUUCAAUGUUCAGUAACACUGACUGAGACAACUUGAUUCCGAUAGAUAACAGCUCAGUAUGUCCUUGAAAAGUGUCUUCUUUUUCACCUUGAGGUAAAAAAAAAAUUUCUUCCACUUUUUGCACACUGUCGCGCGAAGCUGUUCUUGCUUUUCAGUAUAGGGGAUGGGGGGAGGGGGGAGGGGGAGGGGGGCUUAUUCACUUUUCUCCUCUGAAAGGGGGGGGGCUUAUUAGAGAGGGGGGCUUAAUGUAGGAUUUACGGUAGGUAUUGAAACUGUUUCCUGUCGUUCGUCUGUUGCUACGGAUGGUCAGCAUGGACAUGGAUUGAAACUUGAAACACAUGAGCCAAUUAUUAUUAUUAUUAUUAUUAUUAUUAUUAUUAUUAUUAUUAUUAUUAUUAUUAUUAUUAUUAUUAUUAUUAUUAUUACUAUUAUUAUCAUUAUUAAUAUUUUCAAUUAUUAUGGUUAGCUCUCCUUGAUGGAAAUUUGUUUGGUAUCUUUUUUGUACCUAUACAGGUUGGAAGUCCAGUUGUGUGGAGGAUAAAGGCACGAAGUAAUGACUUAAUCACAGAAUUGACCUAGAAGAGCAAUACCCUCGUGGCAUAGCCCCUUUAAACCCUCAAUAACACCACUGGUUAUCUUCACUCUCAACAAAAGCCAGAAAAUACAUGCCGCUAAAAAAAUAUAGUUUAGUUGGAUUAUUAAAUACUCUGGGGAUUUACAGAGCGGCUUUCAGUUGCGAGGCAAUAGUAAUUUCGUUCUUUUUUUCUGUCUUGUACUUCUAAGUUUUGUGAUUGGCUGAAAAAUCUCGUGUUACUUAACCAAUCAAAAGUCACAUUAAAACCAAUCGUGACUUAAGCGCGUUUUCCCGCGCUUAACAACGGCGACACGUCUUCGCAAUCAAUUUGUCCUGUGAUUAGUUUCAAUUUUACGAAAUUUGCCUUAAAUAGCCUAACAUUACUCCUUGUCUGUAUGGGGCACAAAAUGAAUCAAGUAAUUCCAGCGGACGUGCAACUUUCAUAAGAAAAGAGACACUUGUUCAAGUUUCAAAAGACUAGCAGGAGAGGUUUGUCCAGUUUAAAAUAACGAGAAGUUACCGAAUGAUUUUAGUCUGAGGGACCGUUCGUUUUUAAUGGGGGAGGGGUGGGGGGCUGGUGGGAUUCGACGGGUAACUCCUGUAGUAUAUGAUGACCCCCCCUCUUCUUGAGAAGUUUUUUUGGCGCACCCGCACCAAUGUGUCCCUAAUUUAUAGAGAUGACCUCUCCCCCCUCCCCCCAAAGAAAAAAGAGAAAAGAAAAAAAAGAAAGAAAGAGAGACCGAACAAAGAAAAAAAUGAAAAUUUGUUAUUUUUACCUUAUGAAACGUUCGAUUUGGUAUUCUUUUACGCUUUUCUGCAUGUUAGUGAGGUACGCUGGUUUUUGGCAUUCUGGUAGGCUGUUUGCAUUAUUACAAAUGCCGUCACUGCAAAAUUUGAACAAAUUUUUUGGUGACGACCCCCCCUUUAAACUCAAUAUUCCUUCCUUUUAACCUCCCUUUUCAAGCCAUAUUUCUUUCAUGCCCCACCCCCCGCCCCCGCUACCUGAUAAAAAAAAAAAAAUGAACAGUCCCUAAAAAAAGACAAUUGCGAGUUUUCAGGGGUGCAGCCGGGAACGUUCAAGCAAUACGCACAUUGUUCCAAAUUUUCCCCAACUACGUUUCCUAAAUCGUGUCCACGCGGGUAACUCGAUUUUCUUUGCGUUAUGAAUCAGUAUGCGAUUCAUAUUGAAGGAAUAGAUCUAUGAAAUUGUUUCAUAAAAUUUUCACUACAGUUCUGAAUCAUUCUGGUCUGGAAAUUCGGAGGAAAAAUUAAAAUAACUAGUAUUAAGUAAAAAUGAGCUUUGAUUUCACACUCGUACAUGUGUGGAUGAUGAUGAUGACCGACUCCAGUCGGCAAAGCUGUGGUGUUUCCACUCCCUGGACUGUGCAUACCUCCAUGGCUAAAACCACAUCAGUGGAUGAGAAUAGCAAAAUGCAACAUGUAUUGAAGUCAAAAAACGCGCCGGUUAAGCAGCAACGAUCAGCAAAUAGCAAAGGAAGGCAUAUUGUGAAGCAGUGAGAUAUGUUUUGCGGUUACAAGCAAAGUGCAGCCAAGCAGAAUCAAUAGCAUCAAGAUUACAAAAAAUAAUUACCAAAUAAAAUAACAAUUAUCCUUAUUAUCCUGACCUGCCUAGUUUAAGGGCCUUUAAGCUCUGAGGCCUGACCUGAGCUGUCUAUGAUGUGACCGAAAGAAAAAAUGAAAUCGAAAGUCAAAGACAUUACAAGAUCAGGUUCGAUUUAGUAACCUUGCACGCUAGACGCGUGGCUCUGUGUAGCAAGCUUUUCGAGUCUAUCACGUCAUGCCCGGAUCACAAACUCGUGCCUGUCUUACCUCCUAAGAGAGAACACAGACAUAAUCUAAGACAGUCCAGGGCUUAUGCCAUGCCUUGUACACAUACAAAUCGUUUUAAGAACACUUUUAUUCCUAGUAUGUGUACAUAAAUUUUUAGACUAGUUUGUACAUAGUUAUAUUUAGAGAGUUUUUCGCUUUUUUCAUAGAAAUGUUUUUUGUUAUAAUUUCAAUUAGUAUUUAUUUUUUUGGAAUUUAUUUAUUCUUAGUUUUAAGUAAUUGUAACGCAAUUCAGUCUACGGACUGCCAUGUUCGAUAUUUUAAUAAACUAUCUAUCUAUCUAUCUAAGAGUUGAAGUUGAAGUCAAUUCAUAGCGGACAGUAUGAAUCUUCAACGGCAUUUAGAAAUCAUCGAUUCCCUAUGUGUCGAAACCGCGCGACAUUACAAGAAAACGCCAUGUUAGGAAAGUUCAAUGGUGGAAAAUCUCAGGGUCAUAACUUCACGGAGACGAGGUGCCAUUAUGGCCACUCUAGAAACAACAACAACGUGUAAUGACACGUUUCCGUGUCCAAGGAAACCAAGCGAUUCGUGGUCAAGGCGUGGUAGACCAAAUACGUUCAGAUUCAAAGCCAACACAUUCACAUCGGACAGUCGUUUUCAUCAACAUCAACCUCAGCUGAACGACUUCCAAAACAUUUUUUUCUCCGCACAGUGAGUUGGGCAUGGUUUAUCAUCCCUUUCUGGUGUAACCCAAAAACGCGGCUUUCUUGAAGGAAAGAAGGUGGUGACAAGAGACGACGGGAGUUUCAAGCCAUGAUCGAAGAGCUCCUUAUUCUCAAUCCCAUGGCAUUAACUUUGCUUUUACUGGGAUGAAAACGAAAAUGCAAGAAAGAUCAAGCAACAUUAAAAGCACCAUUCGUUUAGCUGGAGCUACAUCAGUUCUGUAUACGGCAUUGCAUACUGCCAUUACUCGUUGAUUUCCCAUGACAUCCAGCUAAAUAAGUAUAGUCAAAAACUCCCAUGCAUGGACACUGACAGUAAAAUAACGGUUCCCGCUUUUUUAGGGUCUUUGACUCUAUAAAACGAAAACCUCUCCAAGACGGACACUCACCAACUGGUCCAAGAAGCCAUUUUUGUUACCAUUUUCGCGUUGUCAUAAAACAUCAACAGGGACAGUGGAAUUGAAAUUCCUUACGUGUGGAUACCUACAAUCAGACAACAUGGCAACCGAUCUCUACCACAGCGGACCGCUGAGGGAUCAGUUACUUCCUCUCACAGUGCCAACAAUUCUUUGGAUCGAAACCCACCAAUCAUGAGCGAGGUUUGUGAUACACCAAUCACUAACAACCACGAUGGUACAAAUAGUUCGACUCAGUAAAUCAACACUAUCACCUGAUGAAGACCUGCAGUGUGUGGUCGAAACGUCGUGAUCAAUAUCAAAGUGACAAUCGUGAGACAAAUGAUAAAACUAAACCCUUUAUAUUUUCGCGUUGUUCGUAAUUGUAAAAAAAAUCGCGAAAUCAAAAACCCGCGCAAUUUAAUAGCUACAUAGGAAAUUCAAAUCAAAAUUAACUUGUAAUAGCGCAGCAUAUACAGGAUCAUGUAUUGACAAAUAAGCAAAUUGCUAACUGGCUUUACUGGUAAACUCCAUUUUGUAUCUUCAGUUGUGAAAUAGCUUUGGUUUGCAAAGAUUGCAUACAUUGCUUGUUCCAGUUUAUCAAGAAAUUUUAAAGGGCCAGACUUUCUUAAAAAAUAAAUGAAAUUGAGAACGCUUAAAUCGCAAAAUUUAAUGCCCUUUUUCAUAUGAUGAUGCAAAUGAUGUGCAAAAUGCUACGCACAGGAGUCUUUCGCGCAUUUUUGUACAUUGAUUUCGUUGCGUACAGCGCUGCGUUCAAGCAGUGUUAGCUAUGUAGCCGGUCUUUUGUGCAAACAUUGCACACCAGAUUUGCGACAACGUUGCUCACAAAGUAAGUUACGCCCAACGUUAUACAAUGUUACACAAUUAUUGGAACUAUAUUGUUCACGUUUGACAAUAUUGAGGUCAACGUUUCUCCCAAUGCUAUACAUGUAAAAUUUUGCACAAACGUAGUGCACUGUACUUCACAUAUUUGUGCAACAAACUGUUUUUCAUAAUGUUGCACAAAAUAUUGUGCAAAAUUCACAAUGCAUUACGUUGCACGUGACGUUAUACAAACUGUUUAUCACAAUGUUAUGCAGUGUUUGCAAAACGUUAAACACAACGUUGUAAAAGCCAUUGUCGACAAUGUUACGCUCAACCUUGCACACAGUGUUAUUUAGUGUCGCACAAAUGUUGUAUACUAUAUUGUACAUAGUAAUGUGCAACCUGUGGUUCACAAUGUUGCGCAAAAUGUGAACAGAAUUCACAAUGCGUUACAUUGCACGCAACGUUAUACAAACUGUUUAUCACAAUGUUGUGCCGUGUUUGAAAAACGUUAAACACAAUGUUGUGCAAGCAGUUGUCGACAAUGAUACGCUCAACCUUGCACGCACUGUUAUCCAGUGUCGCACAAAUCAUAGUUAUGCAAAAAUGUUGUGCACUAUAUUGUAUAUAAUAGUCUGCAACCUGUGGUUUACAGUGUUGCGCAAAAUGUGAGCAAAAUUCAAAAAUGUGCAUUGUUCUGCAAAAUAUUACACGUACAAACUGUUGUUGACAAUGCUGUGUUCAACGUGCACAAAAUGUUAAAAAAAUCGCAAAAGUGUCGUGAACAAUGUUGGAAACAGUAUUCGACAAACUGCUUUUCACUCUGUCGUACAAAAAAAGGGUACAACGUUGUCUCAUGUACCAUAGCUUCCUCUGCCUAGGUCUUCUAAGUAAAUGGACUGUCUAACUGACUACAAUUUACGAUUUGUCCUCUGAACUAUUAUACAGUUAUAUGUUCACAUGAGUAUACACCCGCUUUCACUCACAACGGCAAGUUGUCAAAAAAAUAUAUACUUACUCUCCCAAAGAAUUGCAAGGAUGAAAUAUCUGGACCAGCUGAACUGCGAUUCCAUUGGAUAAUUUAUCGGUAAAACUCAUGGCUCCAUACACAAAGGCACCUGUUUCCUGUCAAAUCCGAAAUAACAAUAUUAGAACAUUUUAUGUGCAAUAUGCUGAAUUCAAAACACUUUGAUUCGGUCGUUACCCAUACAUUCAUGAGAUAGUCUACAAAGUUAGGUAAUGCUAAGGAUAUGAACAACACAAAAGGGAAAACAAACUAUGAUCAGUUUGCUAAACUUGAAAACGUUGGCGCAAAUAUUUCAAGUUGCAAUCCGUUUCCAUCCGGGCCAUCGAAAGGCAAAGACAUGCACAUUUAGUUGAGGUUUAGUUGUAGUGUAAUUUUAAAUGAAACUAAACCUUUAUGUCAGGCUUAUAUUUGAUUCUCGUGGCAAAACAUCAUAACAUACAGUAAAAACCCACGACUAAGAACCUUGCAUUUUCUCACGUUAGCCUAAACAGAUUGUUACAUAAAUGGUAAGUAGCAAAAAUUUAGGCUAUUUAGGGUCUUAAAUAGGUUCUUAUUUUCAAAAGAAAUGAAUACAUUCUAGCUAAGAGUAUUUGGUGGUAUUCAACUCACUCCUUAUGUAAAACCUGCAUACAGUCCAUUACAUUGCAGUUGGAGUAAUAAGCACCCUCCCGUCUCCAAAGAGGAUACUGAAUGUUGACGUAUCUUGUUUGCCCAAGUGUAAAGAUUUUUUUAACAUAGAUUUUAGAAAACAAGAAACUGUUUCAAAUUUUAGGGUUAACCGGUUCUUCUAUAGAGGGGGCCUAACCGGCAAAUCUUUAGCAUGACAGGUUCUAAAAAAACGAGGUUCUUAAUCGCGGGUCUUAACUGUAACUCAUCUAAGUUCCCUAUUACUCGUCUUAUCACAACGCCUUCAACGGGCAAACACACGUACCACAUUCUCCCCAAUAAGAUCUGCUAACAUUGUCAGGGCAGUAACUGGAAGCGUGGAUCCACCAACACCUAACAGCACUGAUACUCCAUAUGUUUGUAAGAGGUGGCCCUUUUGAAUAAACCACAUCCAUAAACUGGGGAUAAAUAAGAAAAUAUACCAAAAAGAUCAGUGUGAUACCACAGGAAGCCGUUUAUAUAUAUCAAAAAUAACAACGGUCCUAAAAUUGAUCCUUGAGGUACACCAGAAGAAAUUGGCAUGGUGUCAGAGAUGUUACCAUUUACAAAAGCUCUUAGCUUUCUUUUAUUGAGAUACGAUUUGAACCAGUCGAUAUGAGGUUUUUGAAUGCCAUAGAACGAUAGCUUGGAUAAAAAAAUCGAAUGAUUAACGGUAUCUAAUGCUUUACUCAAAUCUAAAAAUAUUGAUACAGCAUAAUCUCCUUGAUCUAGAGAGGUAGAGAUUUCUUCAAUGAGAUCAACAAAGCAGUCCACAGUGGUACUGCCUGGCUUAAACCCAUAUUGAGUAGGAGUAAUGAUAUUUUCAGACGAAAAAUAAGAUAUAAGUUGAUUAUAAAUACAUUUUUCAAAAACUUUACUUAAUACUGGAAGAACUGAUAUUGGUCUAUAAUUAUCACACAUCCUAGUCACCAUAGUCACCCAAGUCAUUCAAGUCGUUCUAGAUACGUCAGUAAUCUUACAGCUGUACUUAUGCCAGUCAUAUUGACUGGGUUUUCUUUAUCAUUAGAGCUUUUUAUUCCACUGUAUUUAAAUUUUUUACUUUGAACUUUUUUAGGUAUGUAGAUGCGUACAAUGCAAACAGGUAGCUACAUUUUACAACAAGUCUCCUGAAGUUGUUCCAAGGUACAUGAAGAAUAACUGUUUAAUGUAAGACUCACCUUUUGGUUCUGUCUUCUCUGUGUUGCUCUUCAGAGAAGCAACUGAUCAUCAAGAACUGAUCUAAUCUGUUGGUCCUCUCUAGACUGGAGGCUUACAGCUGUUACCAAACAAAACUCAUCAAAAGAAGUGGAAAUCAAAGAGUCACAGCCACAUGUAAAAUAAAAAGGGAUAGUAUUGAAUAGCACAAUGGAACUGAUCGAUUAGCCCAGUUUUUUGAUAUAUUGGCCCUGGUUUUCUGUCUGGGUCUUACAUUUAGCAAGAGUGUGUCAAAGGGUUCCAUUCCUGGCCAAAUCAACACUUAAAGCCCAUUAUUUAAACGAGGUCUAAACUGCAUUUUAACAGACUCAGGGGAUUUCAGAUCUGUUUAUAAAGUGUUGAUUUUAAGAUUAUAACCCGCUUUCUACUAUAAUAUGCUGUAAGCCUCCUUGACCCUCUCAACAAACAGCAAACAAUGCUUUGAGGUGAGGGCUGGACAAUAUUUUAUAUUGACUGACCCACAGAAGGUGGUUUUGUCAAAGAGUAUCUAAAGUCUGUUUUGUUAACUGGGCCUUAUAGAAAUAGCUGAAGAGAAAGUGCUGCCUUUUUUCUGACAUCUGCAAUGGGUUAGAUGUUCCAGUGUUCUCAGAUGAAGCUGAAAAAGGCAGCACACAACCAUUUCACUGAUCUGACUAAUGUCAUGCAAAAAAGAACAGCUCAGUGGCUACAAUCUUGUACAAAAUUAUGUUGAGAAAUGUCUAGUUUUAAGAUAAAGCUCUUGAAAGCACCGACAACUACAAAUACUCCCCCCUUCCCCCCAAAAAAGCAAUGUUGAAGUCCGGCUAGAUCAUUUCUGAUUCCGAUUCAACAACUUUGACCAGUAUGGGGCAAGGGGAGGGACCACAGUGGUACCAAAUCCAUGGGAUAGGCAUUCUGUAGGUAAGAAUGUGCAAAAUUCUGAACACUUUUUGUCCGAGAUUGUAGGUACCUGCUGACAGUCUCUCAGGCAGUGACAAGGUCCAGUGGUUAUCUUUCCAGAAGUAUGGACUGGGUAGGAAGGGGAGGGUACAGACCUCACCUGUGACCUUAGAGUCUUUAUGCCUGUUUUCAUUUCCAUUGGGCAGGUCUGCACCCAGAAAAAACUAGCAAAUAAAGGAAAGACGGGGGAGGAGGUAAAAGGGGGAGAAUAUUGGUGAUAAGAUAAAAGAAGAAUGGCACCAAGAGGUAUAAGGUAGUGGAUAGACAUGGUGCAGACAUUGCUUCGAAAAAAGUGAGGUGGCAUUAGUAAGUGGAAUAAUAAAAAGGAAACAAGGAAAGGGUAAAAAGGUGGUACAGGUAAUAACAAAUCUAACAAAAUGGGGCAAAAAUAAAAACAAAGUGUUGAAUGGAAUAUGAUGGAAUAUGACAAUAAAAACAAAAUUGAGAAGGGAAACAAGGAAAAAAAGAAAGAGUGGAGUACUAGAGUCAAAGGAAUAUAUUAAUGGAAACAAAAAAGGCCAGGAAAGGAGCGCAAAAAGGGGGCAGGAGAUCUGGAGUAGUAUAUUAGAGAAAGCAAAGGUUUAUAGUUUCGUUUUGGAAGGCCUUUCAAAACAGUUAAUUUCCCAACUGCUAUUGGCGCCUUUUUCGCUCACGUGUUAAUUACGUUGUUAGCUCAAGUUACACUCUAGCAUAUGCGUCUAGUUCUGAUAGCGUUGCUUAUUCUCCUAUUGUGCUUUAUAGGUGUGACUUAUAGCGAUAGUUUUAGCUUUUCUGCUUUUAGCCUUUUUUAGCCUUUCAUCUGUCUUAGCCUUAACAAUGUUUUAUAAGUUGUGAGACCAUAUUCCUAGUGAUUACGCAGCAAUGCAUGAAGGGCAAAAUGUUGACAAUGACCAAGGGGAAUUUCACGACAGUUUUCAGUACCAGCCACCGCGGCUCCGGUUCUGCCCUCUACUUUUCCGGGGACCCAGAUGAAUUCAAGUGCCCCAAAAGAAGACGUAGCUGCUCUAAUUAACCGCCACAAUAAAUUGCAUGUGUCAGAGCCAAGAAUGAAGCUCUUGAAUGGGAGACAGAAGUAGCUCGUCUAAAGGCCAAAUUAAUCACCCUACAGCAACAGAACACACUACUGCAAAAACGGAAACAGCCUCUUUCAAACCCUAAUCCUAUCAUCAAGACCCUUCGAGCCAAUCCUGCUCUCAAUGCACACGUGUCCAUAGAAUUGGAGCACCUUGGCUUCUUUUCUAGCAGUUCGGAUGAUGUCGAGAAUCCACCCACUCGCGGCUCUCAAGGUAACCCGUGUUUGAAAGCAGGGGAGACUAUUAAAUUAACUAGUCGGGUGAUAUUUCCCCAACUAUUGCCUCACAGCCAGGUAGGCCUAGUGUACUUGUCCCAGGACAAGGGAUAUAAGGAGCUCACAAUUGCAGAGUUUUCUGCAGGUUACGCCUCUAUUCUCCAACUGCCAUCAAUCUCGGACACGGAAAGGAACACCAGACUCGAUCACUUCAUUGGUUUAAUCUAUCUUGUUAUGCAAUUUACCUGGCGGGCUGUUCAUGAGUUCCACACUGCAAUGCUCUUCGAAAUCGAAUGCAGUCAUGCAUGGUGGGGUGAUUCCUUUUCCGACUUAGAAACUCGUCUUCUCCGCAACUCUUCGAGGUCGAUAGGGACUGUGAUCGCGAGUGGUCGGUGGUGCCAGUCUUGCGUUAUCAGGAUUUUCAGGAUAAAAAAUGUGGGCACUCGAAGGAUCACUAUGGCACAAUUCGGAACCAGACCAAGUAGCUACAGCACAUUUGUGCUAAAUGAUGGACAGUUUCCUCAAGUGAUUGCCAAGCAUUCGGAGUAUUCUGCCAAUUGUCCCAAGAAAAAUGUCAUUUUGGGGCUCGCCUAAGAUCAACCAUCUUCUGUCACACCACCUUCCUGACUCGUGACUUUUCGUUCUCAACUCACGAUCUUGGCUGGACUCUAGACUUUCAUCUCUAGACUUUACGUGGUUACACAUUUCUCGCCCUUUGCUAGACUCUAGACGUUCUUCUGGUAAUCUAGACUGUAAUUCGUCGUCUGACUCUAGACUUUUCACUUGGAACUCCGAAAUUAUCGCAACAUGUUGUUUUUCCCAUGGGCCUUCAUUAACUCCCAUAAAAACUGUGUAUUUUUACAUUUUUUCUAGCACUAGCUUCAACACAAAGCAUUUUGACUACCCAUCCUUCCCUAGCUCACCUCUCUUAACCCAAGCAAUUCUACAUAAUUUAAAAGUCUUAACUAAGCUACUUACUAUGUAGUUUCGUUAGCUAUAAAAUUUCCUUGUAAGCUUAAACCGUCACAUCUUACCUGCACUGUGAUCAAUAUUCUCCAUGCGAUUCAAGAUCAGUGCUUUGUCAUCACAGGUUCUUUUGUUCAAAAUAAAGUACUUUCUUUUUACCAAAGUUAAGUGAUCCAGAAGUUAAUAAACCACUGAAACUGAAAGACCAAGCCGGGUUAUUGCAGAAUCCUUGCGCUUUGGAUUUCAAGUUGAACAACCAUUAUCAGCCGCCAUCUUGGUUUCUCCUAAUCCCAAGCUCCACUCGGUCAAAGUUUGAGGAGAAUACUGGGGGAGGGGUGAGGUGAGGCGGCGAGGAGUUGCCAAGAUAAAGUGAACAGUAUUCGAGAGGUGUAAAAGCCUCCUUUGCAGUUGAUUUACCGGAUUUAAAGUGUUUUCUUUAAUUCUUUCCUAUCCCAUGUAUCGAAAACAUAAGACUGGCAUGUUGCUAGACAGGCAUCCCAAGCCUAGACGCUUGGUAGGAUCUGUAGAGAGCCCAUGCAUUUCACGUUGGAAACUGCGAAAACCUUCGUUACUCCUUUAAAUCAAUCGAUGGAUAACACAGGAUCGUUAAACCAACCUAAAAAUUUUCUAAAAGCUCAAAGACAAAAUAUAGCAACAGUAAAUAAGAUUUUUACUGAGAGGAGGUGGGUUCUGUACAGUCGGCGACAGAGCCGAAGAAGGAAUUGCCUAUGGCAAUCUCGGCAAUGAUUAUCACUUCCAUGGCGAUAACCAAUAAGCAUUUGCGUAAAACAAGCAAUACCAGAGCAUUGCUAAGGAAGUUGGCGACAGGGCAGGAGAAGGGCGUGCCUCUGGCAAUCUCGGCAAGGAUUAUCACACCCUUGGCGACUACCAACAAGCAUUAGAGUACCACAAGCAAGCCCCGAACAUUGCUAAGGAAGUAGGCGACAAGGCCAGAGAAGGACGUGCAUAUGGCAAUCUUGGCAAGGAUUAUCACCGUACAGGCCUACUCUGGGACCUUAGCUCGCCGCGAGAUUGUGUGAGCUAGUGCAAUAUUAGGUGAGUUGAGGCGAGAUAAGGAAAAAUUGCUCUUGACUAUCAGUUGCGAGUUUUUGCGAGUUAAGGCGAGUUAGGGGAAAAUGAUCCACCUAACGUUAAGGUGAUAAGGGUUAAAUCAUAUAAUGUGCUUUAGUAUCAUAAAUAAAAAGAUGCCUUCCAAUCUUUGUAUGUUUUAAUUAUAUGUUGUAAAAGGCUCCAUGUUGCCCAAUUACGAAGAAAAAAAUUAAACGAAAUUCUCAACGUUCAACCACUUACGGGAUAAAUUACAACCAAACAAGAGGUGCUUCGGAGAAUGGAACCAGUGGCUUUAAUGUGGUCAGUGAUGCACAUCGCAGCACACGGAAAAAAGGAAACUGGUGAAAUUGCAUUGGAUUCAAACCCCGGUUGGCAACUCAAGACUAGUCUUGCUAUGGAGGAGGGCACCAAGCUAUAUUAAACUGAGGGCGCGAGGCUGGUUGAGCUAAGUUGCUACCAUAGUGCUCAAGGAGAGGUAUCGUCUGAGGGUGUGGUUGGCAUGGCAUGUGCUUUCUUCUUUGCUGGUGCUCUUUUUGUGCUGGUAAUACACUGGAAAAUUUCUGAGGAAGCCACAAUGGUGAUUAUGAGAUGUUUCUAUCGACACCAGAGAAGUGGAAAGAGGACUAGCGCUGCUUUCCAGAAGGCCAUGAAACGACUUCGAGAUUCGGACCAGUUUUUCAUCUCCAAAGUAACGGGCUCCAUUUGUGCUAAUUGGCGAUGACGUGAAGAUUGAAUUUGAUAAAGUGCAUUGAGGAAGUUGUAAGUAAAGACUUUUUGUUCUUGCUUUAAAUUAUUUAGAGCCCUAAUAAAAGAAGGUUUAAGGUUUUAUAAUAGUCAAAUAAAAUAACGGAAUUGGCAGAAUAUAACUUGUAAAAGAUGUGAAAAUAUUUGAAGAAUAUGGAUGGAUGGUUGAUCCAUGGGUCCCCCAGCAGGCAGGUGUGCUUCAUGCUAUCUCUCUGAUUUCAAUGAAACUUGGCCAGUUUAAAGGGUCUACCCUAAAACUCAAAAAGACAUCGAGUGGAGGGAAGCGACGACUGGAAAUACGUCAGCUUUCGCAAGCUUAUCCUAACUGGUCCUUAAGUUGUUCAAAGGGUGGAUGGCAAUCCACAAAUCACUUCCCAGCGGAUAUAAAGUAUAAGCUUGAGUAUAAGGAAAAACAACUGCUUUAUUCCCUGUGGAUAGAGAUUAAUCCGGUGGGUAAUGCUCUCAAUACCCUGGGUACCGAGAGGGUUCCUUUUAACUCUCUUUCGCUUUGGGGAAAACAGAAUUGACGGGUGAGGGCGACCUCCCAGCUGAGGCAUGGACAUGUGUUUCCAUGUUCGCGCCUCAGACCUUUUUAAGAGGGAAAUAUAUAUCCGUAACAAGAGUUUCCAAAAGCCUUUGUUUCAUGUAGUCAGGACAUGCAGUUAGGGGAUACCCAAUAGGGUUCUUCAAUCCCGUCAUCCCAACCCGAUGCAAAUCCCGUAAUCCCGAUGGUUUUUUUUUUCGGCAUCCCGCAUCCAGUGCAUACUUUCAAACCCGAUUUUGCCUUCAAACACCGAAUCCCGGCCUUCAAAUAAGGAAACCAAUCCCGGAACCCGUAACACCUAUACCUAUCACACCUACUGGAGAACUUAUUGUCCGUGUCGGUACGUAUACUCUACUGUUGAAUAAGCGAUUGACUUUGUUCGAUGCCGUUGCAAACCUUCGUUCUGUCGUUGGUCGUGAUGGCAUUUGUGUUAUGUCAGAUCAAGGUUCAUGUUUAUUUUGAGACUCGAAUGAGAAUGAUUGAUAUCUUUACGAUUAUCUCUCUUCAUAUCGUUUGAAAGUACUGCAGCUCAUAUUACAGUCAAACCAGGUCAAGCGUUCCCGUCGCUAACAAACUAAUGAAUUCAUUAAUGGAAAAAUGAUUUCGUUUGUUGAUUCAAUAAUCCAUUCAUAAAAUGAAUAAUCCAACGGUCAAAUUGUACCUCGAUUCAAUAAUCAAAUGUUGAUUUGGUUUAUGAACAAAAUCUACCUGUUCUUUAUUCUUGUCUGUUGUGUUCAAUCGUAUUUGCUUCCCUUUUCCUGCCGUUUACGAUUGCGUUUUUAAUUGCCUUUAAUCAAAAUAACAGCUAGAAUAGACAGACCGCAAACGCAAAGAAACUGACAAAGGCCGAGGAUCGAAAUCCACCAAUCACCGCACAUACACUGACCUCAGUUUGACCGUCGCGUUUUCUAAGAGGUCAGGCCUAGGUCUGUUGCACUGAUUAUUGGUAGCAAACUGGCGUACAUGUAACAGUUUGUUUGGGUUUGAACUUCAGAACUCGCCAGCACUCGACUCUCAGAAAAAAAAAGAGGAAAAAACAAAAUUCUGAGGUCAACUUGUGGAAAGUGUAAUUUUUCAAAAAACAGUAAUUGAAUCAACAUUCGAUUAUGGAAUCGAGGCUAAAUAUGUCUAUUGGAUUGUUCAUUUUAUGAAUGGAUUAUUGAAUCAACAAACGAAAUCAUUUUUCCGUGAAUGAAUUCAUUAGUUCGUUAGCGACGGGAACGCUUGACCUGGUUUGACUGUAAAUAACAUCUAAGAGCAUUGCUUAUACUAAACGCGAGGAUUUUUGCGGAUUACGGGUGUAAAGAACACAGACACAGCGUAAGCUGAGUAAGCCGUGGGGCUUACCUUAAUAAUUCGUCAAGUAGCUUUAUAUCAAAAGGCUGGUCUUACAUCAUUAAAGGACAAAAAAUCGAUAACAACCUGAAGCUUUCACAAAAACAUUCUAACAUAGUAUAGAUUGAAACAAGCUUAUAUCACGUUGAAAACUAAUUGGGUGAUUUAUUAACUUUUUUUGAACGCAGUGAUUGGGGUGAAAAGCAAGUUAUAGGGGACAACUAUUUAAAAACUUGCCUGAUCUGAAUAAGACAAUGUAAGGCGUGGUUAAAGCUCUACUUGACCAGACCAGAAAGAUGCAUGUACCAUGCGUGAUGAUGCUCGUCAUCCUGUAGGUCGGUUUUCAUUACUACACUGAGGACUUAAUAUAUUGACGUCCCAUCCAGGACGACUACACCUCCACGGAAGUAAUAGCAAGAUCGAAAAUUUACAUAACAAAAACACUACAAGCUCGUCGGAAGGACAAGGGGGUGGGAGCCCCGGAAAAUAGGUAGCGGAAGGGGUGCGGGAGUUGGGAGAGUGGAGGGUGGGGGGUGAGGGUUCUUAAAGGGUUGGAAGAGGGCCGACAUAGAAUAGGGCAUCUGUUCACAGCGCCCAUCUUGAAAGUGGAAUGUUUAAUAUCGGAUAGGUUUCUGUGACACUCUUUGGCAAGUGUGAACCGCACAUUGGUGGGUAACACUUCAUUCGUUAGCAGGAUGCGGCUCAAGCAUGAUCCAGGAUUCGAUAAUCGCCAAAAUAGCUUAACCUUUCUUUUGUUUAAUCGAUUGCCUCUGCAACAUUACCAUAAGUGUAUCAUUUUUUCUUUUCAUGUCCUCCCAAAUUUCACUCGUUUUUAGUUGAAUUGAACAGUUAAACAGAAAAAUCUCUCAGGGGUUUCCAAAGACAGCCGUUAGUUUUGAAACAAUUAAACCUAUCAUUUUGCACCGAGAGAGUUUCUUUCACUAUAAUUCUCUCUUCGCUGGUGAGUAACACAACAGCUCUGCCCUUUUGUUUUGACGUAAGCUCCAAAAAAAAAAAACAUUGGCGUUCUUUACUAGCUCGAGCCUUUUUAGGUCCUCGCACAUUCCAAAGGUUUUGGCUGUUUUCCCAUAAAGAGUCUUAGAAACAUAUUUUCACUCCUUAAAACACACGCACAUUCGCACAUUAGCAUGAAGCUUUGCUACACAAGGAACGUAUAAUUACGAAAUAAAUUUGUCGUGUACAGUGAUUAACAACCGCAGAAACUAAAGAGGCCACUUUUAACAAUCGUAAUGAUCUAGAUACUCCGAAAUAAUAAUAUAAUGUAAUGAUCACAUCAAGGUUCAUGUUAUUUUAAGAUUCAAGCGGAAAUGAUUGAUACUGCGGGUUUACGAUUAACUUUCUUCGUGACUUCAAAGUAAUGCUCAUAAUGAAUAAAUUUUAAGCGCUAAGAUCUUUAGGAUUAUCUGUACAUUAAAGACCGACAAAGGGUAAUCUUUAUGAUUAUUAAAGAAGCUUCAUAACACGAGGUUGGUCAUAUUGUAUUCUUUUUACCUCUUUUGCAAAGAAUUGAUAGCGAGCUUUAACAAUAGUAUUCCACAUUAUACUGGAUUGAAACAACUUACUAGGCUGAAGGUAGUUGAGUGAUAAUUUUUCGUCGUUCAUCUAAAGCUCUUAGAUAUAGACCAUGCCUUAAUAUACCUGAGUUGGCUCGACUGUAGCUCGACUGCAGCACGACACUAGCACGACUUGGUUUCAGACGUCGAAUUUAAUUCAGUCGAAUAGAACGGCUGUUGCCGAAAACAAAACACAGAAAUAAAGAAACGGUUUAGCAAACUUUUAAAUGUAUUCUAAUGUAUUUAUAAUUUAUGAAUUGAGUUCGGCGCGGCAGUAGCGCGACGUUUGAAACCAAGUCGACAUACUGCCGUGCUAAAGUCGAAUUUAAUUCGAUCAAUUGAGUUCGGCACGGCAGUUGCACGACGUUUGAAACGAGCCUAAGGCACAGAAUUGACCUAAAACAGUAAUCUCCUUGCCUCAUGACAUGGACACUCUAACUAAGAGAAAACAACUUUCAAACCCAGUUUUACGGACAACCAGGAGGCUCCUGGGACAACUCGUUACGGACAGUUUGCUUUAUACCCAAGGAAAGUUCGUCUAAUUUCACCCCGCCUAAACGAUCACUUUCUACUUUCAUGGCCCCGUCAUUGUCCCAAUUAACGAGGUUUGACCCAUGUAAGAACGCUUCAAAAAAAAUAGAUUUGCAAAUAUUCCCUAAUGGCAAAAAUGGACCAAAGAUCACUUAAAAACGGAGAAGUAAAUCUGGAGCAAAAACGGUAAUGCCACAUUUGCAUACCAAUUAACAUGGGGUUGGUUGUAAAUAAGGAAGUAAAUGUGGCAUUUACCGGCCAGGUUUGCGCCAGAUUUAACCGUCAGUUUUCAAAUUGCGACAUAUUUGCCAAGAGCAAUUUUGGGCGAAUCCAUUUUUCGACCAAUUAUUAUAACACGGUAAGACGGUCUCUCAGGCAGUGCCCAACAAUUCGUGCUCUACUCUUAAUGAAAUGAUCAUGUAUGGUGUUCUUUUGGCAUGUUUGUCUUUUUACUGUAAACAGAAAUUGACCUCCCGACGGCAGUGAAAGCAAGAAUAUCUCACUUUAAAAGAGGUCUCUACUCAAGAGAAUCAUACUUCAUAUACUAGAAAAAAGAGCGUACCGGCUUUAUAGAUUAACUCCAAACUGAAACUGUACUAAUCACUGCACAAUAAUUCGUCGAGUCUUUCGAAAACCUGUUUUAGUUUACAAGUGUUUACAUGUGUUUGGAGUGUUCUUUUAUUUCGAUCUAUUAUUUUGAUGACACAAAAGAUAGUAAGUAUAACUCAAACUUGAUUUACAUAUUCAGUGUGACAAAUUCUGUAGCGAAUCCAGGAAAAGACAUUCAAACUGCCAAUAAUUAAUAUAACUCAAGGAUACCUUUCAUUACAAAAUAUUUAUUUUUCGGCAGGGUCAAUGACCUGAUAAUCUGCAACGCGAAAUUUCUUCUUGUUCAACUUAUUGAUAUGUCAGCGAUCACGUUCACUAAAAGAUUCUGAUGAGUCAUCAAACACGAGUAUUCUACACAUCCUCGAGGUGUACACAUAAAGGCUACCUUUUCAUUUGAUCCAAAAACACUGAUUCAACAAUGACUUUCAGAAAAUGGAAUUUCGUCUUCCUUGUCCUUACCGAUUUCAUUGUUCCUAGUUGUUUUGCAAAAAACAAACCUCAAAGCGACGUUUCCGACUCAGCGAUGUACACAAGUGAUAAACCACGUCAACCGAUGGGCCAAACCUUUAACAUCAACAACUGGGGCUUCGGAAGCGCUGAUCGAAAAACUUUAAUGCAGAUAAAAUCCAAAAUUGACUCUCUUUAUGAGCCGAAAUCGACCCCAACAGGUAAGUCAUUUACAUUUAAUAUAUUUGAAAAUUAUAGGCUUGAUAUUAAAAGAGUGGCUGAUAUCACGAGGCUCAAUGAGAUAAUACUAAGGAAAUAUGUUCUAGUUUCAGUUUGUCCUCAAGAUGGUUGGGUCCGCUACGGAAACUUCGGUUACCUCAUCAUCAACAUUCGAACCCUAAAAUGGAGCGAUGCUCGACGAACAUGUCAGAUGCUUGGAGGAGACCUCGCUAUAAUAAAAUCAACCGAUGAGAAUAACUUCGUAUUCACCUUGCUCAAGAAACAGAAAACCAUCACCGAUUGGGGUGUGUGGCUUGGUUUUGUUCGCAAGGCGGACAACAAGUUCUAUUGGAUUGAUGACACUCCACUGGCGAAAGGUUACACGGCUUGGGCAAGCCGCCAGCCAGACAAUUCUGGUGGAAAUGAAAAGUGUGGAAACAUGUUUGGCUCGAUAAAAGGCGUAGGAGGCAAGUGGAACGACUUACCUUGCGAUGUUACACGUUAUUGGAAGUAUGCCCCAGUUAUCCUUUGCAAGAAAAAGCAAAUUAGGUGA
Porites lobata is the source of this 23125-nucleotide messenger RNA. Lineage: Eukaryota; Metazoa; Cnidaria; Anthozoa; Scleractinia; Poritidae. The record is from the annotation of a GenBank genome assembly.